AUGGUCGCCAUUCCAUCCUGGGCCGUUAAGGCAGGCUGCUACUUGGGCCUUUUAACUUGUAGCACUGCCCCAGGUGUUUUCCCACAGACAGAGCCUUCUAUCAUUGCUUACAGUCCCCCGAGACUAGCCGUGACCAAGACUACUGCUCUUCCUACUACCAUCAAGUCUACUUCUACGACUUCUACCAUCAAGUCAACUUCCACCACUUCUACUUCUACCACCAAGUCUACCUCUACUUCGACUUCUACUACCAAGUCCACUACUAGUACUUCUACUUCUACUUCUACUUCUACUUCUACGUCGACUACCACCACCGUGCCUACGGUCAUUACAGUGUCCACUUCUUCUUCCACCAUGUCUACUUCUAUUUCAACUACUGCGGCUACUGCCACGGCGUCUGCUGCGGCAACCGCACAGGCCAUUGCAGCCAACAUCCUGGUCAUUGCUAAGGACAGCACCUCUGCUGGCACUGCCACAUCUGGUCUGAAUGCCUACGGUAUUCCAUUUACCACUCUAAUAGUUCCCCAGGCUGGUGUUGCCCUCCCUGCCCUCAACAGCAGCUCCGGUGGUAACUUCGGUGGUAUCGUCAUUGCCUCUGAAGUCAGCUAUGACUAUGGUACUGCUGGAUACCAGAGUGCUCUGACUACUGACCAAUGGAACCAGCUGUACGCUUACCAGCUUUCUUAUGGUGUCCGUAUGGUCCAGUACGAUGUCUACCCCGGCCCCAACUUCGGCGCUACUGUUGUCGGCACUGGCUGCUGCGCAACUGGUGUUGAACAGGAUAUUUACUUUACCGAUGUUAGUGACUUCCCCACUGCUGGCCUGCGAACCGGUGCCAGUGCUGGUGUCAGUACUUCUGGUUUGUGGCACUACUCGGCAACUGUUGCCAACACUACCUCCACCAAGGCCAUUGCUUCCUUUGCUGCCAACAGCGUUGUUGAUAGCAUCUCUGUUGCUGCUGUCAUCAGCAACUUUGAUGGUCGUCAGCAGAUGGCUUUCUUCAUUGGCUUUGAUACCACUUGGAGUGCUACCUCCAGCUACUUGCAGCACGCAUGGAUCAACUGGAUUACUCAUGGUCUUCACGCUGGAUGGCGUCGUGUCAACCUCAACACCCAGAUCGAUGAUAUGAUGCUGGAGACUGAUAUCUACUAUCCUAGUGGCAACACCUUCCGUAUUACCGUCGAUGAUAUGAGCGGAGUCCGUGAUUGGAUCCCUGUCAUUACCAAGAAGAUGAACCCCGGCAGCUUGUACUUCCCCGAGGUUGGCUUCAACGGAAACGGUAACAUUGAGAACUCUUCCAACACCGAUGCUGGCUACACUGCUUGCAACAACGGCGGUAUUGAAUACGAUGGUCCUGCCGACACUGCCCUUGAGUUCCAGAAGCCCCUUGGCACCGGUUCCAACCUUUGGCCUGCCACCCCGACUGCCUUCAACUGGGCUGCUAAGUGCUUGAACCUCGACCCUCUCCUCAACUGGUGGACUACCGUUUCCAACCGCGAUGUCUUCGGUCUUAUCUCCCAUACCUUUACCCAUGAGGAGCAAGACAAUGCUACUUACUUCGAUAUCAACCGUGAGAUCAGCUUCAACCAGCAGUGGUUCAAACAAGUUGGUCUUGACCAGGCCAAGUACUGGACUUCCAAUGGUAUCAUUCCUCCUGCCAUUACUGGUCUGCACAACGGAGACGCUCUCCAGGCCUGGUGGGACAAUGGUAUCAAGAACUGCGUCGGUGACAACACUCGUCCCGUUCUCCUCAACACCGAGAACGCCAUGUGGCCCUACUUCACCAAGAAGUCCACUGAUGGAUUUGACGGUAUGCAAGUCAACCCUCGCUGGGCCACUCGCAUUUACUACAACUGCGACACCCCUGCCUGCACUCUCACUGAGUGGAUUGCUACCUCCGCUGGUACUGGUGAUUUUGACAACCUGCUCGCUACUGAGAAGGCUGACACAAUGCGCCACUUCUUCGGCCUCUACCACGACCCCUACAUGUUUCACCAAGCCAACCUGCGCAACUUCGGUCUUCCCCUUGUCACUAUCAACGGUAUUUCUGGCCAGUACUCCAUCUUCCAGGCUUGGGUCGAGACCCAGGUCCAGGAGUUCGUUCGUCUUGCUACCUGGCCUUUGGUUACCAUAACCCAACAGCAAAUGUCCGCCCAGUUCUUGGCCCGUUACACUCGUGAUGCUUGUGGCUACACCCUGACCUGGCAAACAAACGGCAAGCAGAUCACCGGUGUCACUGUUGGCGCUACUGGCAACACCUGCAGCACUCCCAUCCCCGUUACAUUCCCCGGUACUGUUACAAACACCCAGGGUUUCACCACUGAGCAGCUUGGUAGCGACCCCCUUACUAUCUGGGUCACCCUCUCCGGUUCUCCCGUUUCCUUCACUCUCACUACCCCUAUCACUUUGUAA
This is a messenger RNA of Penicillium taxi, 2412 nucleotides long. RefSeq names its product putative extracellular serine-rich protein (gene agd3). NCBI's taxonomy places the organism in Eukaryota, Fungi, Ascomycota, Eurotiomycetes, Eurotiales, Aspergillaceae. The record is from RefSeq and is a predicted model, not a curated record. The transcript has a single exon. Bases 1 to 2412 code for a protein of 803 amino acids.